CGAGGACGCUAUCCUUCUAAAAUUCCCGACACUUCACCUUGGGUUUCUCCACUCGCUUCGCAAGUAGCGAAGCAGCAGGCCUGAUUCACGGUGAAGAUUUCUUCCCGAAGGCUGUGGAUAAGAUGGGUGGCACUGCGGCGGCGCCUGUACUCCUCCUCUUCCUCAUGGCGUCCUGCUGUUUAGCCUCGGAUGUCGUGAAAGAUACAAGUCUCGGCCAAAUCAGGGGUAACCGUCUCGUUGUUCUCGGCCGUGUAGUGGAGGAGUAUCGCGGGAUCCCGUACGCGCAACCACCCUUGGGCCGGUUGCGCUUCAAGCCGCCCAUACCUGCUGAACCAUGGGAGGGUAUACUUGAUGCCAGGAGCAGAAGAACCGCAUGUCCGCAGGUAUUCACCUUUCCCCGAGCCUUUGCUAACAUCGAGCACACGGAAGACUGCCUGCACCUGAAUGUAUGGAGCCCUCAAGAGCGGGGCGCCGAUGAAAUCGUUCCCGUGCUCGCUUGGAUCCACGGUGGGGGCUUCAUGCAGGGAUCGGCUUCACAGAAGGUUUACAACGGUGCCGUUCUAGCGGCAAGGACAGGUCUCGUCAUCGUGACCUUGAACUAUCGGCUCGGUUUCCUAGGCUUCCUGGACACGCAGUCACCAGAUGCACCCGGAAACGUCGGUUUCCUGGACCAAAACAUGGCCCUGAAGUGGAUCCGGGACAACAUCGCACGAUUCGGUGGCGACCCUUCGAGAGUAACCCUUUUCGGCGAGAGCGCCGGUGGCAUGAGUGCUCACGCGCAUGUGUUGUCACCCAUGAGCAGGGGUCUUUUCAUCAGGGCGUGCCUAAUGAGCGGAAGUUUGCAUGGCCAUGGCUUGUUUCAGACUGUGAAUGAAAGUAUAAGCAAAGGAAACGCUGUUGCCGCAGCUGUCGGCUGUGUGGACCCCGACAGGAACCUCGCCCGUAACCCGGAAGCGGUUGUUGAAUGCCUGCGCCCUAAAAGUGCCUUUGAACUCGCCCGUGUAUCAAGUAAAAUAUUCAAGCCCAAGAUAUUCCCAUUCGUGCCAACUUAUCCUAACGAAUUCCUCCCCAUGGAUCCCAGCACCGCUGUCGAACAAGGAUUGUUCAAUGCAGCCGACCUCAUGGUCGGAGUCACCGCGGACGAGGGAGCACUAGCUUUUAUGUUACCUAUAAGGGACGAAAUUCUUUCGGACAACUUGCACGGCAUCGACGGACAACAAUUUGAGCGUUCUCUGCGUGAUAGAGUCUACGCGUGGCUGAAGGCGAACUUUUCCAGACCGCUGGAUGUGUACAAAGCUGGGACUCAUGACAGGAGAUCGCUGAGGCGCGCCUAUGCGGACUACCUGUCUGACUCGAUAUUCGUUUGCCCCAUGCAUUUCACCGCUGAGGCGCACUCCAACAAGGAGCAGUCAGUGUACACUUACGUCUUUGGUCAUUUGUCUAACAAGAAGACGCUUCCCACGUGGAUGGGAACACCACACGGCAAUGAUGUCAGCUACGUAUUCGGGAUCCCCCUUGCUGACCAAGAACGUUUCAGUGCUGAAGAUGCCGAAGUGUCUGAAGUGGUGAUGACGGCUUUGUCGACGUUUGCUUCCACCGGGGUGCCCCAGCUUCCAGGAGAGUACCUGUGGCCCAAGUACACCGCUGACAACCCUGUCUCAGUUUAUAUUUCUGCUGACAACUUAACAGAUAUAUCUGGUUUCCACAUGGAAAAGUGCAACGUUUGGAAGUCAUACUGGAAAAUUUAGACGGAUAUUUCAUAUUAAAGGCGAUUUCUUCUAU
Molecule: messenger RNA, 1782 nt
Organism: Dermacentor silvarum
Lineage: Eukaryota; Metazoa; Arthropoda; Arachnida; Ixodida; Ixodidae
Product: acetylcholinesterase
Exons: 4
Coding region: 123-1748 (541 amino acids)
Biological process (GO): choline metabolic process; acetylcholine catabolic process
Cellular component (GO): plasma membrane
Molecular function (GO): acetylcholinesterase activity
Source: RefSeq, a predicted model, not a curated record